AUGGAGAGUUCAGGCGCGUCCCCAACAAAGCUGGACUUGCGACCUAGUAUCCUGAAGCCCCUGCAAGGUUCGUGGCUCAUGGAAGUGUACACUUCGCUCAAGCAGCGCCCAGCUCUGAUGCGAUCUGGAUUUGAAAAAAACAACGGCACCACUCAGAUGGACCAAGCGAUCGUGUGGUGCUUACAAGAACUUCCAGCUGAAGAUAUUUUGAAGGCAGAGCUUUCACUGUUUCCCAUUCAUUUAUUUACGUUUAUGCCUUCGUACGGGGAUGCACUGGUUCCUACUAAUCCAACGCAAGCAAUCAAAGAAGGUCGCAUGCUUCCGGUAGAUAUCAUGGUGGGCAGCAACUCUGACGAAGGCACCAUCGCUUUCUAUACCUUGAUUCCCGAAGGGGUGCCUUCUAACUGGACCGCACAAUUCCCGCCUGCCGUAGUCCAGAGCAUUAUAAAACACGACCUGGACGACGUCGAGCCGUCUGACUCGUCGGCUGUCUUCAAUGCAAUGACCGACUCCGCAGGGAACUUUCUGCUCGACUGUCCAACAGUGUUCGCUGCGGAAAGUUUCAGUGCUCAUCUCCGCAACGUGCACGGCUACCAGUUCGCCCAUCGUCCUUCAGUCAGUUUCUGGCCUGAAGCGUUCGGUGUCACCCACACCGAGGAGAUACCAUUUGUCUUCGGUCUUCCCGUACGCUACAAUCAAAGAGGCUAUUCCGCUGAUGAUAGCAGGAUGAGUGAAAGUGUCAUGAACGCGUGGACGAGCUUUGCCCGUACUGGGUACGUGUGA
Ornithodoros turicata is the source of this 783-nucleotide messenger RNA. Its product is annotated as acetylcholinesterase-1-like. The coding region runs from base 1 to 783 and encodes 260 amino acids. Gene Ontology annotation, biological process: acetylcholine catabolic process; choline metabolic process. Gene Ontology annotation, molecular function: acetylcholinesterase activity. The transcript is spliced from 3 exons. The record is from RefSeq and is a predicted model, not a curated record. NCBI's taxonomy places the organism in Eukaryota, Metazoa, Arthropoda, Arachnida, Ixodida, Argasidae. Gene Ontology annotation, cellular component: plasma membrane.